AUUUCUGAAGAGAACGUGUAGAAGGGUAGGUUUGGUUUGGUUUGGUUUGGUUUGAGAUAUUCAUGCCGAUGACUCUGUCCCUGUCUUACAAAGUGUUCGAAUAUUUCUCUUCAAAUCCCAACUGUGUCUAAACCAAAACCCGCCAGCAAACCCCCCAAACUCUGCAUGAAGGACACGUGUCCCCCUCAACUCUCUCCCUCUCCUCUUCAUAAACUCCCCCACCACUUCACUGAGAAGCUUCAUACAGUGGAAACUAGCUAGCAAAAACAACUGAUCAGAUCAUCAGAGAGCAAAAGCAAAGAAAAAGAAAAAAUGGGAAACAGAGUUCUGGGCUUUGGGGUUCUUCUGCUUGUGAUGUGGUAUGGAGUUUCAGUGGCUGUGGGGUACACUGGAGACCCAGAUGAAGAUUUGAGGAGAGAGAAGGAAGAGAGAGAAGGGAGGCAAGAGAAGAAAGACUGGAGAGAAGGGCCAGAAAGUGGUGACACGAGGAGGCCAGAGUAUGAGAAACCAGAAUCAGAAAAAGAAGAUUGGUAUUUGCUGCCACACUCAAGGCAAGUGGUGAAAACUGAAGCAGGGGAGAUGAGUGUUGUGAUGAGGGUGGGAGGGAGGGUUGUUGAUAAGCCAAUGCAUAUUGGGUUUAUUACAAUGGAGCCCAAGUCCCUCUUCAUCCCUCAGUAUCUUGACUCAAACCUCUUCCUCUUUGUCCGCAGAGGGGAAGCAAAGGUGGGUUUGAUUUACAGAGAUGAACUGGGGGAGAGGAGAUUGAAGUCUGGGGAUGUUUAUAGAAUUCCAGCUGGUUCUCCAUUUUACUUGGUGAAUACAGGGGAAGGACAGAGGCUUCAUAUCAUCUGCAGCCUUGACACAUCUGAGAGCUUGGGGCUUGGUUCUGUGCAGUCUUUCUUCAUUGGUGGAGGAAUCAACCCACAAUCUGUACUUGCUGGGUUUGACCAUGACAUACUCACAAAUGCCUUCAAUGUCUCAUCAUCAGAACUAAUGGAGGUGUUAACAAGUCAGCAGAAGGGUCCAAUUGUGUAUUUGAGUGAUUCUCAUUCACCAAACCUCUGGUCAAAAUUCCUCCAGCUGAAAGAGCAAGACAGGCUCCAAGAAAUGAAGAAAAUGGUUGACUUCCAACAAGAACCUGAUCAUCAUCAAGAUCAAACACAAACAUGGUCAUGGAGGAAGCUCUUGAACUCGGUGUUUGGAGCCGGUUCAGAUGACAACAAGAAGAGGGCAGAGGACUAUGACAAGGGAAAAGGAAAAGCACCAGACUCUUACAACCUCUACGAUCGAAAACCCGACUUCCGAAACAACUACGGAUGGAGCAUGGAGCUUGACGAAUCGGAUUAUGCGCCAUUGAAAGACUCCGGCGUAGGUGUCUACCUUGUCAACCUCACCGCAGGGGCUAUGAUGGCGCCGCAUGUGAACCCGACAGCAACAGAGUACGGCAUUGUGUUGAGAGGCUCUGGGACAAUACAGAUUGUGUUCCCAAAUGGGACAUCGGCAAUGAACACCAAUGUACAAGACGGUGAUGUGUUUUGGGUGCCGAGGUACUUCCCAUUCUGUCAAAUUGCAUCAAGAACCGGGCCUCUUGAGUUCUUUGGAUUCACAACCUCGGCAAGGAAGAACAGGCCUCAAUUUUUGGCUGGUGCUAGCUCUGUUCUUCAGACAAUAAGAGGACCUGAGCUUGCAGCUGCUUUCGGUGUGAGUGAGGAUCGGUUGAGAAAGUUUAUCAAUGCUCAGCGCGAGGCGGUGAUCUUGCCUUCAGCACAAGCAGCACCUCCAUACAAGGAGGACAGGCAGCAGCCAAGGGAGGGAGAUGAGAGGAAGCAACCAAAGGGGGAUGACAGGGGAACAUUUGAGAGGGUGCCAGAAGUGAUCAAGAGUUUUGGAACUGACAUGGUUAUUUAAGAGUCUUGGUGGAGGUGAACAAGAGUUUGGUGGCGUUGGUUUUUUUAUAUUUUUUAUCAGAGCUAUUUUAGGAGCUUUUGUUUAUGUGUUUAGGGCUUUUUGUUGUUUUUUUGUUGUAGUUGAAUUUCUGGUUCUGUAUCUGUUCCUGGGUUUGUGAAUGAGUUGCUUGUGAGUAAGAAAUCUACGACUUUAUGUUUCCACUUAGUGCUUUGUGAUGAAUCUAUGAAUUUCCAUUUCUAUUGACAUA
This is a messenger RNA of Prunus mume (Japanese apricot), 2155 nucleotides long. RefSeq names its product RmlC-like cupins superfamily protein. Lineage: Eukaryota; Viridiplantae; Streptophyta; Magnoliopsida; Rosales; Rosaceae. The record is from RefSeq and is a predicted model, not a curated record.